Messenger RNA from Ilyonectria robusta, 765 nucleotides. RefSeq lists its product as uncharacterized. The record is from RefSeq and is a predicted model, not a curated record. Lineage: Eukaryota; Fungi; Ascomycota; Sordariomycetes; Hypocreales; Nectriaceae. The transcript has 3 exons. Bases 1 to 765 code for a protein of 254 amino acids.
AUGAAAUUCCUGCACCUCGUCACUUUCUGCGGGCUCGCCUCCAGCGCCAUCAUCCGCCCCUUCAAUCUGACUUCGGAUACUGUGGCACAGGAUGGCAAACACGGAAAUCUAUCGGUGGUUGAUUACAUCCCAAACCCCUCUCAGCGAUUCCCACGCAAGCUGGACGCCGACGAGGGUGAACUAUCCGAAGGAGAGAAAAUCCAGGCCUUCAAAGCUGCCAAGCAGGCAGCAGGGCGCCGCAGCCUCGAAGUUGGCAAGCACUACUACUUCAUGAAUUGUUAUAAAGCAGCAGCGGAUUAUGUUCCGAACACAGACGCAGGGAAAUGGGCAGCGGGAGAGUACAAAAAGCUUAUACAACAGGAGAAAAAAAAGAACAUUUACGGUUGUACCCAUGUCGGCCUUGUCUUGGGGAGAGUUUCCAAAGUCGCGAAGGACUCUUCUGGAUGUAUUGGGUGUGGAACGGUGCGGACGUUUGAUGGGACAUUCCGUGAUGUGAUACUCAAGGAUUUCGGAAAUUCUGGUGCCUAUUGGCAUGUGAGGGAAAAUCGAUAUGCUUUUCGGGGGAGCCAAGAACUAUUUUACGGGGGUCAAGUCGACUUGACAAGAUAUGGUAACAACAUUACUGCUCUGAACGUCGAUCUUGACAACGCUGGGAGCGAGUGGCGUACGGAGGCAAUGGGUGGUGGUAAGCAGGGGACGUUCGAUGCUUCUACAAACUGUCUCACGUACUACCGGUACCUUGUCAAUCGCCUGACUCGCAAGUAG